Photinus pyralis (common eastern firefly) is the source of this 1734-nucleotide messenger RNA. RefSeq lists its product as uncharacterized. The transcript is spliced from 2 exons. Lineage: Eukaryota; Metazoa; Arthropoda; Insecta; Coleoptera; Lampyridae. The record is from RefSeq and is a predicted model, not a curated record. Bases 86 to 1084 code for a protein of 332 amino acids.
GUAUAGACGUGUUUGAAACGCCGCGGCUAAAUGCUAUUAAACAGGCAAAUAAUUCACCUUAUUAAUGUUAAUUUAGUUACUGGCAAUGAAUGUUAAUGAUAACAAAUUAUCUAAAGUGGUUCGUGGUGUAAAUUGUAAUACCUGUUGUCUAAAAAUUGACCGAUACGACGAUAGCAUCGAUUGUGUUGUGUGUAUGAAUUCUUUUCACAUACUCUGCGUGAAUAUAACUAUUGAUAAGCUACACGAAAUCAAAAGGUCUAAAGAAGUACGAUUGUGGAAGUGCAACUCGUGCCUCUGUAGCGAUAGUGAAGAUCCAGAUACCUCUUUCACCGCACAACAUCCAGUAGCAGUUACAAUGAGUGUUACACUAGAACAAGUAUACUCCCUCAUAUUGUCAAUUAAAAGCAAUCAGGAAGAUCUUGCGAAAUCCCUCAAUGGUUGUCAUCAGAAGAUCGACGAUAACACGACGUUACUGCGGGAACAACAAACCAAAAUUGAAGCAUGCUUUGAGAAAAUUGGAGCGCUUGAAAGUAAAAAUAAAAAACUUAGGUGUGAAAAUAAUGAACUCAAAAGUAAGUUAAACAAUAUGGAACAAUAUGCUAGAAGCAAUUCGGUUGAGAUUAGAGGAGUGCCAGAACUACAAGGAGAGAAUAUCUUAAGCGUCAUCUUGCAAGUUGGCAAAUCUGUCGGUUUUUCUGUUAAUAAAAAUAUGAUUGAUGCAUGCCAUCGGUUAGCAAAAAAUCCUAACAAGCCUUCCGAACCUCGUGCAAUAAUUUUAAAGUUUAUUAGUAGACUGGAUAAACACGAGUUUAUGAAAUGUCGAAAAAUAAAAAGACACGUUACUGUGCAAGAUUUGGGUGAACUGUUUGCGGGCGUCUCCAACGUUAAUCCUAACAGUUUAAUCUAUAUUAACGAGUCUCUUACUGGUGAGAAUAAAGUGUUAUUUGGUAAAGCACGAACCUUCGCAAAACAGGAUAACAUUAAAUAUGUUUGGACCCGUGACGGGAAACUUCUUAUGCGCAAAAGUGAUAAUACGAAAGUGUUUGUUAUUCGUUCAAUCAAUGACUUUAAAGACGUUCACUAACUUCAUUAUCACCAAUGCCAUUGAUAGUAUAAAUGUAACAUUUUUUUUUAUGCAUUUUUAUUUGCCAAUUGUACCAAUUGUAUACUUAUUUUGAUUUAAUUCAACUUUUUGUUUCAGUUCAAUACAAUUUUUGUUUCAGUCAAUAUAAUUUGGUCCAUUUUAUUGAAUAGAUGAAUACCUCAAGUGAUUAUGACGAAUUACAUUAAAAUUGCACAUUUAAAUACACGAUCUAUUUUAGCUCACUUUUCGGAUCUCAAGCAACAUAUUUUGUCGGCAGAGUACGAUAUUGUUGGAGUGACCGAAACCUGGUUGUCAUCUCAAAUCAGUAAUGACAAAGUGAGUAUACCUGGUUACCUAUUUGUACGCAAAGAUAGGGGCACAACGACUUGGGGUGGUGGUGUAGGCAUAUAUAUUAGAAACACUAUACAAUAUAAAUGCCUAAUAAAUACGGAGUCUUACGACAGCUUUGAGCAAAUAUGGAUUGAUGUUCAAUGUAACAAAACACGUUUGGCUAUUGGAACAAUCUAUAGGAGGUUGAACUACUCCAGCUCAGAUUUUUUAAAUGACUUUGAAAACAUUUUGCUUCAAAUUAUCCCCACAAAUGAUGAUUUGUUGACGGGUUAACUAAAUAAAACCAUUAUUAUUAUUAU